GGAAAGCAGGCGACGUGUCUUGGAUAUCUAGCACUGGUCAUUGUUCCAGGAUAAAACUUCUUCAACUGGAUAAAAUGGCUAUAAAAGGUUUCAGCUUAUCGAGUGUUUGCCAGAGCUUUACCAACCUGGUUCUUGUCUGGAUGGUUGUUUCAUCGGACCCUACACCAGCGUUGGCAAGCCUUGAUCGCAGUGCUGUGAUCAACGCGUGGCACACCGACUGUCACUCUCGGUGCGGUGUCACACAGCUUACACACAUGACGAACAUAGCGUGCAGACUAGAUCCUUACAACCAGGAGAAUAGAGUCAAGAGAUCGGCAGAAGGCGAAAAGCAAGACUUAAUGUCACGACUCCAGACACCCUUUCUUGAGAAGCCUUAUUCAGCAAUGUUUCUGACAAAACGUGUGCGGCACGGCCAUUCCAUCCGUCGACGAGGGAUUGUGGAUGAGUGUUGUCACAAGGGAUGCACGUGGGAGGAGUACGCGGAAUACUGCCGGCACAACCUUCGAAUAGAUCAUGACGAACGCACGCAGUGCAAUAAUUAACGAUGAUAACAAAACCAGAACAUUUUGAUUAGAGAAACAGAAAAUUGUGUCUUGUACCACCAUAGUUUUGGGCAAUUUAAUUUGAACCAUGAAAAAUAAGGCUUGGUAUUAUUAGUAUCCCGCUGAAAAUGACCUUCACUGGAGCUGGGGCAACAAAAAAACACCAAAAUAAAUAAAUAAAUAAAAAAUAAAUAAAUAAAAAUGGUUUCAUGAACUCGGAACUCUUCGGCAGAAUCCACGAAUCAAACCUGGGGUACACAACAGUUAAAAAAUAUAUCCAACAGUCAAUACUCUGGCCGUAAAUCUCUGGUCACCAAGCCUUUGAUUUUAAACAUGCAGGCAUUUUUAUAUAUCUAGAAAAAUAUAUUGAACAACAAAAGAAAUCCUUUGUUUUUUUUUGUUUACUUUAUACAAUUAAUAUUUGGCCUAAAUUGUUUCAAAGACAUUGGUAAUUUUAACAGACUCAAAAAUUAAUGGGAUUCAUAUUGAAUAAUUAAAAACAAAUUAAAGGAAGAUAAA
Gigantopelta aegis is the source of this 1061-nucleotide messenger RNA. Its product is annotated as probable insulin-like peptide 7. Gene Ontology annotation, molecular function: hormone activity. The transcript has 4 exons. Gene Ontology annotation, cellular component: extracellular region. Bases 75 to 542 code for a protein of 155 amino acids. Lineage: Eukaryota; Metazoa; Mollusca; Gastropoda; Neomphalida; Peltospiridae. The record is from RefSeq and is a predicted model, not a curated record.